Molecule: messenger RNA, 1662 nt
Organism: Carya illinoinensis
Lineage: Eukaryota; Viridiplantae; Streptophyta; Magnoliopsida; Fagales; Juglandaceae
Exons: 4
Coding region: 61-1080 (339 amino acids)
Cellular component (GO): cytoplasm
Molecular function (GO): mRNA binding
Source: RefSeq, a predicted model, not a curated record
CUUUAACCGCCAACCCAUUGCACUAAACCCCCAAUACGCUCAAUUUUCAAACAUACUUUCAUGCCCUUGGCCAUGUCUCUCUUCAAAACCCUUAUUUCCCACCACUUCCACACCCUCUUCAAACCCCAAAACCCUCUUCACCGUUCUCAAGUAAUCAAUUCAUUCUUACACAAAUCUCUCUUAUGUUCCUCACUAUUUUACAGUUCCAAAACAUAUUCACCCCGAUUCGAAGACGGGAUUGAACCAGCAGAAGAUAAUGAUCAGAAAGAAAACAAGAAACCAUUGGAUGUGAUAUUCAAAGAAGCCGUGAGUGAGAGAUUGGGCGAAAAUGCUGAAAGCAGCGAGAGUGAAAGUGAAGAAGAAAACAAGGAGCUGAAGAGCAGAUUGAGGGAACUGGAGAGAGAGGUGAGAAGGUUGAAAGCGAAAUCUAGUUGUAAAGAUGAUUUGAAAAAGAAGGAAUCGAAGAAAAGUAAGCGCAAGAGUUUGUAUGCAGUGUUUACGAAUCAAGAGAGCUAUAUUGAAAGGCACGCGGAGAGGAUAAAGGAAGAGCCGGAGGUUUAUAAAGAGCUUUCACCGGAUAUGGAAGUGUUUGUGAAUCAUUUGUACAAGGAAGGGUACUUUAACAACGCAAAUUUUAUGCGAGGGAAUAAGUUGGAAUUUGGUUGUUUUGAGAGUAGGUAUGGCCGGGAUUUUAUAAAGUUUGCUGCUGAGAAGUUUGGCAAGGACAAUCAAGAAAUUGCGAAAUGGUUGUCAGGAAGUGACUUGAAAAAGGUUGCCCUCUUUGGUUGCCCUUCCCUUGCAAGAAAGAAUAUUUUUGCUGCUAAAAGACUCAGAAAAGUUUUUGAAAUUCAAGAAAACACAGUUUGCACUAAAUGCGUCCUAAAGCAAUCGUGCAAGUUUGUGAAUCAAAGUGUGUGGAAAGGUGACACCAAGAAUUUAAAUUUGGCUGUUGUUAUGAGGGUUAUCACCUUGUAUGCUUUGGAGUCGGUGCCCCCAGAGCUGGCAGUGCCCAAUGAAAUAAAGGUUUCUGUCAGUAAAUUGCUGAAGGAGGUUUUGAAGCUAAGUCAGAGUAUCUCAUGAAAGCAUACUGGCAUUCUUUCAGGACCUGCAUGUUGUUCCAGUCCUCCUUGUUUGGUUCUGAACACAAAUGAUUUGGUGGACCGUAAAAUUACUCUUUUCGGAUCCUAUCUAUACCGUGAAAAGUUUCUGCAUAUCGGAUUGCAUGUGACCCCUCCAUAUACCAACCCAUGCGGUCCCCACUCCACCAAAUAAUCAUCACGGAAAAGAUCAGGAUCAUCAUUCUUGUUCAGCAUAAAACAGGGGAGUAUUUUGGUCUACCAGAUCGAUCAAAAUGUCUUAUGUUUUGUGUUAAAUAUAUACUAUUUACUUUAAGUAAAAGAAACCGCAAACCGAAGAUCAGAAGAUUGAUUUUUAUUUCCAUGGUGAGUAGGAAGACAAUUCAAACCAAUGUUUUGAAUACCAUACCGGUUGGAAUUUAUUGUGCCAGAACAGUAAUUGGCAUGGGAGAAGUAGGUGUUUCGUAUCUGGUUAAAUAUAAGUCAUUUCAGUGUGUUUCAGUCAAUACCAGCAUGGUUGUGUUAUUUUUGUAAUUAAUGUAAAAAUCUUAGUUUUUUUUCAUAAUUUUCAUUCAAAUUCUCACAU